GGGCCGAGUCCCCGCCAUGCCGGCCCGGCUGCUGCUGCUGGCGCUUCUGCUGGCUGUCCCUGGGAUUUUUGGAAGUACGAGCACGGUGACACUUCCUGAAACCUUAUUGUUUGUGUCAACUCUGGACGGAAGUUUGCAUGCUGUAAGCAAGAGGACAGGCUCAAUCAAGUGGACUUUAAAAGAAGAUCCAGUCCUGCAGGUACCAACACACGUUGAAGAGCCUGCAUUCCUCCCAGAUCCCAAUGAUGGCAGCUUGUAUACGCUCGGGGGCAAGAAUAAUGAAGGCCUGACGAAACUUCCCUUUACCAUCCCAGAAUUGGUGCAGGCCUCCCCAUGCCGAAGUGCCGAUGGAAUUCUCUACAUGGGUAAAAAGCAGGACAUUUGGUAUGUUAUUGACCUCCUGACUGGAGAGAAACAGCAGACUUUGUCAUCGGCCUAUGCAGAAAGUCUCUGUCCAUCCACUUCUCUUCUGUAUCUUGGGCGAACAGAGUACACCAUCACCAUGUAUGACACCAAAACCCGAGAGCUCCGGUGGAACGCCACCUACUUUGACUACGCAGCCUCGAUGCCCGAGGACGACAUGGACUAUAAGAUGUCCCACUUUGUGUCCAAUGGUGACGGGCUGGUGGUGACUGUGGACAGUGAAUCUGGGGAUGUCCUCUGGAUCCAAAACUACGCCUCGCCUGUGGUGUCCUUUUAUGUCUGGCAGCGGGAGGGUCUGAGGAAGGUGAUGCACAUCAACGUUGCUGUGGAGACCCUGCGCUAUCUGACCUUCAUGUCUGGGGAGGUGGGGCGCAUCACCAAGUGGAAGUACCCGUUCCCCAAAGAGACGGAGGCCAAGAGCAAGCUGACGCCCACCUUGUAUGUUGGGAAAUACUCUACCAGCCUGUACGCCUCCCCUUCCAUGGUACAUGAGGGGGUCGCUGUUGUGCCACGAGGCAGCACUCUUCCUCUGCUGGAAGGUCCCCAGACUGACGGAGUCACCAUCGGAGACAAAGGGGAGUGUGUGAUCACACCUAGCACGGACCUAAAGUUUGACCCUGGACUGAAAGGGAAGAGCAAGCUGAAUUACCUGAGGAAUUACUGGCUUCUAAUAGGGCACCAUGAAACUCCCCUGUCUGCAUCAACCAAGAUGCUGGAGAGGUUUCCCAACAACCUGCCCAAGCAUCGGGAGAACGUGAUUCCUGCGGAGUCUGAGAAAAAGACCUUUGAGGAGGUCAUCAACCUGGUGGACCAGACCUCAGAAAACGCACCCACCACCAUGACUAAGGAUGUGGAAGAGACGUUUACACAUGCCCCGGCCAAGCCCGAGGCUCCUGUGGAUUCUAUGCUCAAGGACAUGGCCACCAUCAUCCUGAGCACCUUCUUGCUGAUUGGCUGGCUGGCCUUCAUCAUCACCUACCCUAUGAGCAUGCACCAGCAGCAGCGGCUCCAGCAGCAGCAGUUCCAGAAGGAGCUGGAGAAGAUCCAGCAGCAGCUGCCCUUCCACCCACCAGUGGACACAGUGGCCGACGGGGAGCUCCUGGACACAUCUGGCCCGUACUCGGAAAGCUCGGGUACCAGCAGCCCCAACACGUCCCCCAGAGCCUCCAACCACUCUCUGCACUCCAGCAGCUCCGCCUCCAGGGCCGGCACCAGUGCCUUCCUGGACCAGGACUACGAGGAUGAGGAAGCCAGCGUGGUAUUAGUCGGGAAAAUCUCAUUUUGUCCCAAGGACGUCCUGGGCCACGGAGCUGAGGGCACCAUCGUUUACCGAGGCAUGUUCGAUAGCCGGGAUGUGGCUGUGAAGAGGAUCCUCCCCGAGUGUUUCAGCUUCGCAGACCGUGAGGUUCAGCUGCUUCGAGAAUCAGACGAGCACCCCAACGUCAUCCGUUACUUCUGCACGGAGAGGGACCGGCAGUUCCAGUAUAUCGCCAUUGAGCUGUGUGCAGCCACCCUGCAGGAGUAUGUGGAACAGAAGGACUUCACCCACCUUGGCCUGGAGCCCAUCGCCCUGCUGCAGCAGACCACGUCAGGCCUGGCUCACCUCCACUCCCUCAACAUCGUUCACAGAGACCUGAAACCCCACAACAUUCUCCUUUCCAUGCCCAACGCCCAUGGCAGGAUCAAGGCCAUGAUCUCUGACUUUGGUCUCUGUAAGAAGCUGGCAGUUGGCAGGCACAGUUUCAGCCGCCGAUCUGGGGUGCCGGGCACAGAAGGCUGGAUCGCCCCCGAAAUGCUGAGUGAAGACUGCAAGGAGAACCCUACCUACACAGUGGACAUCUUCUCUGCUGGCUGUGUCUUCUACUACGUCAUCUCUGAAGGCAGCCACCCUUUUGGCAAGUCCCUGCAGCGGCAAGCCAACAUCCUUCUAGGUGCCUACAGUCUCGACUACUUACACCCGGAGAAGCACGAAGACGUUGUUGCACGUGAGUUAAUAGAGAAAAUGAUUGCGAUGGACCCUCAGAAACGCCCGUCAGCGAAGCAUGUGCUCAAACACCCCUUCUUCUGGGGUCUGGAAAAGCAGCUCCAAUUCUUCCAGGACGUGAGUGACCGGAUCGAGAAGGAAUCUCUGGACGGCCCGAUCGUGAAGCAGUUAGAGAGAGGCGGGAAAGCUGUGGUGAAGAUGGACUGGCGGGAGAACAUCACCGUCCCUCUCCAGACAGAUCUUCGUAAAUUCAGGACCUAUAAGGGUGGCUCUGUCAGGGAUCUCCUCCGAGCCCUAAGAAAUAAGAAGCACCACUACCGAGAGCUGCCCACUGACGUGCGCGAGACUCUGGGCUCCCUCCCUGACGACUUUGUGCGCUACUUCACGUCCCGCUUCCCCCACCUCCUCUCACACACCUACCGGGCCAUGGAGCUAUGCAGCCACGAGAGGUUCUUCCAGCCUUACUACUGCCACGAGCCCCCGGAGCCCCAGCCUCCUAUGCCUCCCGACGCCCUCUGAGCCAGGGCGGCCCUCCAUUCUGGGUGGCCACAGCUG
Chrysochloris asiatica (Cape golden mole) is the source of this 2962-nucleotide messenger RNA. RefSeq names its product endoplasmic reticulum to nucleus signaling 1 (gene ERN1). Bases 17 to 2926 code for a protein of 969 amino acids. Gene Ontology annotation, molecular function: protein serine/threonine kinase activity; ATP binding; RNA endonuclease activity. The record is from RefSeq and is a predicted model, not a curated record. Gene Ontology annotation, biological process: intrinsic apoptotic signaling pathway in response to endoplasmic reticulum stress; protein phosphorylation; mRNA processing. Lineage: Eukaryota; Metazoa; Chordata; Mammalia; Afrosoricida; Chrysochloridae. Gene Ontology annotation, cellular component: IRE1-TRAF2-ASK1 complex. The transcript has 22 exons.